AUGAGCGUCGUACCACCAGAGAAUACUGACAGGCUCGAGCACGAGAAGCAGCACGAUGCUGAGCUCCGUCAUGACAAAGAGAUGCUGGAGCAUCGAGAGCAUGUUCACUCCGGAGAUGAGAAACAACAGACCAAGGACGAGUUGACUGCCGCCAGCGGGUCUUCCUCCGAGCCCCCCAGCGAAACAGCACCGGAGUAUCAAACCAAGACCGUAUGGACGCUGAAGACAUUCGUGGCCACCCUUGCUCUCAGCGGGCUCUACGUCGGCUCCCAGAUUCCCCUUUACUUCGUCGGCGGUUCCCUUUCAUUCAUCGCAAAGGACAUUGGUGGUUCCGAGGCAUCCGCCUGGUUAUCGGUGUCCUACGCACUUGCCCUUUCUGCGGUUGCUCCUUUCUGCGGCUAUCUCCAGGAUCUCCUGGGCCGCCGCCUCAUCACCCUUGGUGGUGGUGUCUCACUGAUGAUGGGCUGUGUUAUCCUCGGUACUGCCCACAAGUUUGGACAAGGGGUUGUCGGCAUGAGUUUUGCUGGUGCUGGUGCGGCAAUUGGCGAAUUGACUGCUCUUGCUGGGACCUCUGAGCUAGUACCCGUAAACAAACGAGGAAUUUACCUUGCCCUCGUCACAGCCUUUGUGCUCCCGUUCACUCCAUAUCUGAUGUACGCUCAGCUCCUGUCGACCUACCACACUUGGAGAUGGGGCAUGUGGAUCUGCUUGAUGUGGAACGGUCUCUGGUGGAUUAUCUUAUUCGUGGUAUACUUUCCAGAAUCCCAGACGCGAGCCAAGGGCAUGGCAGCCAAAGCCAUUCUCAAGAGGAUCGACUACGUUGGCGGAGUGCUGUCCAUUAUGGGCUUGACUCUUGUGCUAGUCGCCCUACAAGCUGGAGGUUACUCUCACCCCUGGAAAAGCGCAUUUGUUAUUGCUCAAUUGAUCAUCGGCGUGUUCCUGAUCGCCGCCUUUGUGAUUUGGGAAUGGAAGAUUUGCAAAGACCCUAUGGUGCCUCACGAGAUGUUUUCUGGACAAAGAAUUGUUGGUAUGGCGUAUGGAAUUGCCUUUAUUGCAGGGAUGAAUUUCUACGCCAUGCUUAAUUUCUUCCCUCUGGUGUACAGCACAGUCUUUGACCCUGAUCCGGUGCAUGUCGGUCUGCGAGGCAUUGCUCCCGGCCUGUCCACCACCUUCGGUGCGGUGAUUGCAAAUGCCGCGUUGUCCUGGUUCAAGGGACAUAACCGAGAGAUCCUCCUAGCCGGCUGUGUUAUCAUGACGGCGUUUGGCGGCUCUAUCGCGGCAAUCACCCCGGACCGUGAGGGCCUCGCCAUCGGUCUAGGAACUAUCACCGGCUUCGGGGUCGGCUCUGUGCUGGUCCCGGCCGCCACCGUGGCCAUCACAGUGACACCGGAUACUUCGAUCGCGACAUGCGUCGCACUCUCGCUCACGAUCCGCGCCGUCGGCGGCAGUAUCGGCUACGCCAUCUACUACAACAUCUUCAUCAACAAGCUCACGCCAAACCUCCCCAAGUACGUCGGGGAGUACGCCAUCGCCGCAGGCCUCCCGCUCACCUCCGCCACGGAAUUUGUUGAGACGUUCUUGACUGUGCCCGCCAACAUCACCAGCGUCCCGGGCGUGAACGCGACCAUCAUCCAGGCUGGAACCAUCGGGUCGCGUUGGGCGUAUGCUGAGUCGCUGAAGUACGUGUGGCUGACCAGUAUCUCGUUCGGUGGGUGCGCCAUCAUCGCGUGCCUGUUCAUCGGCAACAUCACGAAGUACAUGACGAACCGAGUCGCCGCGAGGAUCAGGGAAUAG
Messenger RNA from Fonsecaea erecta, 1794 nucleotides. RefSeq lists its product as hypothetical. Gene Ontology annotation, biological process: transmembrane transport. Bases 1 to 1794 code for a protein of 597 amino acids. The record is from RefSeq and is a predicted model, not a curated record. Gene Ontology annotation, molecular function: transmembrane transporter activity. NCBI's taxonomy places the organism in Eukaryota, Fungi, Ascomycota, Eurotiomycetes, Chaetothyriales, Herpotrichiellaceae. The transcript has 6 exons.